Molecule: messenger RNA, 4433 nt
Organism: Ochlerotatus camptorhynchus
Lineage: Eukaryota; Metazoa; Arthropoda; Insecta; Diptera; Culicidae
Exons: 7
Coding region: 705-3896 (1063 amino acids)
Source: RefSeq, a predicted model, not a curated record
CUGACUGAGGUGAAAUGACACGGGAAAAGCACGGUGUAUGAAAAGUGGGAAAAGAGUUUUCCAUUAUCGGAGUGAGCUUGGUGAAAAAAUGGUGUUUUGUUUUCGACUCUAGAUUCCUGUUUGUUGUGUAGUUUUGUGGAAUCGAUUAUUAAUCAAGCUUUCGUUUAGGAGGUGUGAACUGGCCAGCAGGUGGUCGACAGGAGACUAGUGCUUUUGUUCUGCCCGUCGAUAGGACGUGUGAUAAAAGUGCAUCGCCAGGGUAUUUUUUUUUUCUGCAACUACUCGCGUAAUUAAACCUCGGUGAGGGAAAAAAAGAGGAAAAUUGUGUUCACAUAUGUUUCGGAAAAAUUGAGCUUUCUCGGCUUGCUUCGACUUGCAGAGUGCUGUGAAAAUGAUCGGAGUGUGGUAAUUAGUUGGAGCAUCACAAUUGGAGCGGAAAAUUGAGUUUUCACCCGUAAUUCCUUGGAAAAGCAACCUCUCGGGGAAGGACGAGCAGAAGUAGAGUGUGGAAGCUUGCAGGGUGCAGGAAGUUAGUCUUUUGUUGCGGUAUUUGAACUGUGUGGAAUUGCGUCUCAGUGACGAACACUGCGUUGCAGCACCUGUGGAAAGGUGCUGGUCGUUUAGGCCAGCUGGUAAUUUUAUCGGUCAGAUCGGAUCAGAGGCAGGUGGCUGCCGCUGCAACGCUGGAUCUGAUUCGGAAAAAGAUGAAACCGUACCAGCCCUCGGACAAGUUGGUGGUACGGGACAGUGUGUCGCUCAGUAUGGAUGAAGAGCUGAGCGACGACGUCGAGGACGAGGUCUUCAUCCGGGACGGGCGUACGUGUCGGACGUACGAGGACCGUGGGGCUAAGCGACCUCUGAUGGCACCCAGGCACCGGGGAGGUAAAAAUAGCAAAUCAACAAGUUGCGGUACGUCUAGUCCGAUUCUGAAGAAGUAUCGCAGGAGACGUUGCUGGAAUUGCUGCGAGCCAUUCUGUUACGGAUUAGCUGCCAUCACUGUUCUCAUUGGUCUUAUCGUCUUGGCAGCACUCCUACUGACGGCCUUCCCUCAGCCACUGCAGAAGAUCAAAGUCUGGUUCCAUAAGGAGUCCCCCUUCGUCAUCCGGGACAAGUUCAACAAUUUCCUGUACAACGGAAUCGAAACGACCAACGACUCAAUGGAAAUUGUGCCAUGUACUCGCAUUACGGUGCAGAAGGUUUGGUCCCGGGUUGUGGCCAGGGUGAACAGUGAAAGCCCACUGCGAAAGUUGGACGUCAACGGAGAUGGAGUGCUGGAUGUGAUCGUUGGCUAUGGGAUCGACGAGAUGAUCGAUGAUACGCAUGGAUUCAUACCGAGAUGUACCUCGCUGAAGACGAAUCUGACGGAUGUGUGUGGAGGGGGAUUGCUGGCACUGAACGGGAUCAAUGGCGAUACGCUGUGGCAGAAGUGGACGUCGUUUACGAUCUUUUCGCUGAAGUGUACUAUCGAUAUCAACGCGGAUGGGCAGAACGAUUGUGUGGCUGCUGGGAGGGGAGGUCUAAUCCUUGCGGUUAACGGUCGAGAUGGAAAUAUUCUGUGGGAGCUGAAGGACUAUUCGGAUUUGGAGAGCUACUCGGACACAAGCAUAGAUCUGUACACGAUCAAUGUGGUGCGGGAUCUGAAUAACGAUGGGAUCGCGGAUGUUUUGGCGGUUCAUCUAGAGGAAUCGCUGAGAGCGCACGGUGGGCACAUUAAGCUUAUUUCCGGAGCUUCGGGAAUAAUUUUGAAAAGUAUUCCGACACCCUAUCGGGAGGAGAUGUUCGUGCCGAUUCAGGAGUUGCUGGGCAAAGAUGGUUCAGAGCAGUUUCUGUUGGUGACAGGAGGGCAAAAUUCAGCCGGGGGAAUUUACACGCUAAAGCAGGAGAGUCUGAUGAAGUUUAACAACGAGAAAGAUUUCGUUCCGGUUAUGAGAAUCGAUGCGUCCGGGUUCAUGGUGCCAGCAGUGCUAACGGACAUCAACGGCGACUCAGUGGAUGACAUUGUUGUGAAUUCAUUCAAUUCAACGAUUUACGCCUUCGAUGGAGUCAGCAAGAAACAGUUGUGGGCCUAUUCAAUUCCUGAUUCGGAGAGUGUCAGCUCGAUCGUGCCUGGACAUUUCGAUCACGAUAAUGUCACGGAUUUCAUGGUAAAGUACAACACUGGGCCAGGUUUUCCGAUCUACUACUAUUCGCAGACCACGGUUCUUAACGGAAGCAACGGGCAACCUUUAUUGGACAACACGGUGAAGGAUUCCGGUGGCCCCAAUAGUCUACUUGGAGGUUUGAGCAUUGCGCAGACAGGUGGGGGAGAUUUUUUCCUGCACUGGCAGCUGCAGUGCCGAAACAAGUAUGAAACCACAGAUGAGUACCAAUUCAUUCCUGAGAGUGACGUAAUUCAGCAAUCCCGAGCGGACACCUGCAGGCUCCGCUACAAUCAGUCUUCGGUCCUGAAGUUGUACACCAUCAACCGCCAUGUGGAACCACCGGGAGCGGUCAUCUUCUCCUCGGACGACCUAACCAUCAAGAUGAACGAAACGAUCAGCGAGCAGUUGGGAGGAAAAUACGUUGCUCCGAUCAAGCAUCCCAAAAUGAAGCUGAAGGUGAAGGACGACGGUCGAAGAGCAAGUGAAAAUCGACAAGCUCAAGUUCGCAUGGACAAAAAGCUGGAUUUGCACAGCGCUCCACCUGCUGAGGUGGUGGAAGGAAUUUCUGAGGAUAUCGGAGUGGUGAUGACCGGUCCGAAACAGGUUGCCUCUGAUCUAAGGAAACAGAAGCUACGGGAACAAAUGUUGAACACCAAUCAAAUUCCGGAGACUUUGGAGGUUGAAGAGGAGAGGAAGCGAAAGCAAAAGACGAAUCUGAAUAACGUUUACAAGAAGUUCACGUACAAUACGAAUGACGGCGAUGAGCUGUUCAACGGCAUUGAGCAGGAUAAACCCUACCUCUACUUACCUUACGAUCAAGUGGAUUCGGAUACGCGCAAUCCGUUCCUGCAGAACCAGAUGCCACCUGCUGCACCAGCACCGCCAGAUUAUGACUAUUCUGGAGUUAACGACGAAGAUGUUCCACCUGGCUAUCAACGUCCUCGCUACAGGAACAUUGGCAAUCGUUAUCCCGGGGGAAGGGAUGUCCGCAGCAAGUUUGGGGCAUUCGAUGACACUGACUUGCAUGAUCCUAGUCUGGAAGAACAGGUGUUCAACGAAUCUAACCCCAACUCUUUGAUCGUUAAAAAAGUUCUUCUGAACGAUGAGAUACUUGAGGAAUUGAAGGAGAAUGGAAGCAGCUCUAAAGGUUCUAAGGAGACAUUAUGGGAUCUGGAGUUGGAAAAGGAAGCUAAGGAGGCCAUCAAUGACGUCAGUGCCCUUAACUUUGACUACAAUAAGGAAAAGCGCCAGGCAGAUAUAACAGCAAACUCUUCCCAACCUUCAACUAUGCCUCCUCCUCCGACGACCACCGAGUCACCUCCGAACGAUAAUAUUCUUCCCUCGAUCGCGUCCACAGGGCUCCUGCUCAAGUCCCUCAGCACUUCCCCUAAGCAACCAACCAUAGACUACGUCUUCGUGAUGAAUAUCCGUGAGUCGGAGACGUAUCCACCGCUGUUCCUGGAACAGGAUAUGACCUGUGUUCAGGAAAAGCUCUCCGCGUACCGUACCUACAGUAGCGAAGAUCUUCUACACCUGGAGCAGAAAUUCCUGAAACGAUGUCUCGAGGAAAGACUCCCCAACGUGAAACCAAGCUAUCAACGGUUCGAAACGCAAAUCAUUGUCACGCGGUUGGAGAUAGGUUGCUCUUGUCCGGACGAUCUGAACCUCAAGCGUGAGGUGUGCUCCAGGUUGCAUAGCUACGAUCAGCAACGAUGGACUGAGUACAUGGGCAAUGCCGGCAGUGGCGUCUACUGAGAUCAGGGUGGAGAGGGUGAGAUGGUGUAACGGAUGACGGUGAAGACACAGGACACCACUAUAACCGUAGAAAACAUUUCUUUCCGUGUAGGGUAGGAACUCAUCCUUUUCCAAUACAAUUAUUGAGCCCUUCUAUGGCUUUGGUUCUUCCAAAAAAUAAAAACGUGCAAAACAAUAGAAGGUACCAUACAAUCGCUACGCAAAACUUCAACUGAACUACUACGACACAACUAUGUACAAAAUCUACUAUUAAAUCUACUUUAUAAACUGCUACUGAUAGAAAAGUUUAUGGAGGAUGUGAACUGGUGAAGGAAGCCAUUGUUGAGACAAACUGACAAUUCAAUCAAAUCUAUUUAUGUUGAAAGGAAAAUUGGUUUUAAAAAUGGAUAAAUUUGGAUUGGUUUUAUAUAACUAGAAAAGUUAAUUUUGUUGAACUACAUGUAUAAAUAGAACAAUGUAUCAAAUAAUAAUAAAACAUUUAGAAAUAAACAUAUUGCAAAUGGCUUAUAAACAGAAAAAUACAAGACACAAGUAAAA